AUGGUGAAUCUGCUGACUCACGUGCGGGCGUCAGUAAGCACAUGGAACAACAUGGCGGCAUCCAAAACAACAGAGGAAGGGGUAAAGCGUAAAAGCAUCCCACGCGGAAAACCAAAGUCCGGAAGGGUUUGGAAGAGCGAGAAGAAAAGGUCAGUUCCUUUUAGAGUUAAAUGUCUUUUUAAGGUCAACAUUGCGACCAAACCUUUAUAGCAAAGAUCAAAAUUCACUCUCUACUUGACAACAUCGAUAGUUUGGAACAAACUACGUUUACGCUGAAUCGGAUACGAAAUGGACUUUCUUUUUAUCACAUCAGAUUUUAUGAUAAGGUUUUUUUCAAGUUGUUGAUUCGCAAGGCUACGGGAGAUAAAAUCGCCUCUGAACGUCUUAGAGAGUGAUGAUGAUGGCUAAAAAUAAGGAUUGUUAUCUGAUAUCCUCUGACGUGCUGUAAUAUUGACUGAACAAUAUUUUUAAUAACGUCGUAAUAUUCCAUAAUAGGAGUGAUUUCUGUAUAACCCCAUACUAUUCUAAAACAUAGCCGCACUCUCUAAUAAGUUAAUCUAUAGUUUCGCCAUUUUUUUUUUUAUACAAGAACUGCAUGCAUAAUAAUGGGACUGUCUGGAAAUCUUGCUUGUGAAAGUCAAAUUUGCACCUAACUGUAAAAUCUUGGCCUCAAAGUGAGUGUUGCCAUUUAUUGUAAUUUAGGCAUGAGCACUUUCAUCUUCAAGUUUUAUUUUGUAAUAAUUUUGGUAAACCACCCAUCUCUGAAGUGGCUGGAAAUAAAGUUCUCAACUGUAAAACUUCUACUUUAUAAAAACCAUUGACAUAGACUAUGUAGACAUUACAAAGAAUAUGGCUCAUUUUCCCAGUUUUAUUACAAAUAUGAUUUGUGAAGACACUUCUCUGACACUCAGGAGUCAAUGGGCUUACAAUUCAUUCAAGCACCAUUGGUCUGAGAGCAAUCUGGGGUCAAGUGGAGAAUUUUACUCUGGUUAAAGAGUAGAGAACACCUAUUCUCAAUCAUGCUGUAUUAUUAUGUCUUGGACACUGAAUUUCAAGCUGUACAUCUGCAUUGUUUAUCACUAGCCUGUAUGAGAAUUUAAGUAUCCCAGACUUUGAAGACAUCAGGCUGAUGUAUUGAUUGGUAAUUUGUGCUAAGCAAUCUUAAAAGACCAAAUUGCAAAUUGUACUGUAACAAUAUUAUGAUGAUGAUGAUAAUGAUAGUAAUACAAUGGUAAUAAGAGUAAUAAUGGUAACAAAAUGGUACUAAUAAUGUUAAUGACAAUGAUGUUAUCCACAUGCUUGUGAUCAGCAGCUAAGGUUAGAACCAUUUAACAAGAGCUCUUAUGCAUGAUGACCCCAGUUGCUGAAAAUUUAUCCCCCAGCUUCAUUUUCAUCUUGGUUUACACUUAUUUUUGCUACUUUCUUGUUGUUUUCAUAUGGGUAUUCUUUUGAUUUCAGUGUUUUGGGAAUACCUUCCCUUUAAAAUUUGCCUGUCUGUACCUUGAAAGUGAUGCAUUGAGGUGAAACUGGGUUUUGUAAUAUAAACAUGUAUUAUGCCCAUGGAAGACACCCAAAUCUAAUGAUAACAAAUGUACAAUGUAAGAAUUAAGAAUCAAUUGACAGAAAUAAAAUUGGGAAGUUGGAAUGAAAUUUGCACAGUUAUCACCAGUUUACAUAUUACAUGAUAUCAUGUCUGAAUGAUUUUCAAGAAAAUUGUACUGAAAUACUCUGAAUCAAUUACUUGUUUUUGCUUGGGCAGUUUCUCAAAAAAGACACUUCCAAUGGACACCAUAGGCCUAUUCUUUGAGUUCAGUUUGAUUUAAGUCACUGUAGUGACUGAUUAUGUUGUGCUUCUGUUCACAGGAAGUCAGCUGUUAUUGGUGUUCAGCCAUUACAUACACCAUGGGACAAGAAACAGAAAGAAAGAAUGGAAAAGAAGUUAAUGAAGAUUUAUGAAAAGGAACUCAGAGAUGAAACAAAGAGACAGAAAGAGGUUAGAAGGCUUUUAUUCUGAUUUUACAGAAGGUUUUAACUCUUUAACUCCCAGAUCAAAUUUGUAAUUCUCCUUACUGUCAACCAUACAAUUCUUAUAAUGUUAGUUCGGAGAAUUUAGUAUUGGAUCAACUAAUAUCCCCAAAUUGAAAUUUUUCUUUAUUCUCAUCACUUUUCUGGUUGAUAUUGUAUUAAUAUUGUAAGGAGAAAUUCUGUCUUGGUCACUCAUGGGAGGUAAAGGGUUAGCAGGUGGCAGAGACCAUGCUUAUAUUUAAAGUUACAGAAAAAAAGAAUAAUCAAUCUUUUGUUCUCUAUUAAUCAUGCUAAUUUGAUCUUUAGGAUAGUUGAAUGAAAAAUCAUUUUUUACCACCAACUGUUAUUUUUUUGUAUUGUUUUGAAUACUUAAUUUUUAUUAUGCACUGUUUUCUGAUUGCCUUGAUUGAUUAAGGUGGUUUUGUAUUAUUUUCAGGAAAAACGUAAAAAAAUUGAGGAAAGAAGAAAGCAAAAAGAGGAGAAUGAAAAGAAAUCUCAAGUUGUACAAGAGGUGUGA
This is a messenger RNA of Pocillopora meandrina, 2542 nucleotides long. The record is from the annotation of a GenBank genome assembly. NCBI's taxonomy places the organism in Eukaryota, Metazoa, Cnidaria, Anthozoa, Scleractinia, Pocilloporidae.